Molecule: messenger RNA, 3280 nt
Organism: Coniophora puteana RWD-64-598 SS2
Lineage: Eukaryota; Fungi; Basidiomycota; Agaricomycetes; Boletales; Coniophoraceae
Exons: 4
Coding region: 84-2663 (859 amino acids)
Source: RefSeq, a predicted model, not a curated record
CGGCGAACCCAGCCUUUUCUUAUCCUCUUCUGCCCCCCCAAAGGCAUUCACGACCUUGUUUACGACCCACCCACACCAUAGACAUGAGCCACAGCCGCCCGCGGCCGUCUGUGCUCACCCUCUUCGACCCGCUCAGCGCCGCAAAUUCUUCCACUCCUCCACGCGAUGCGCAGGACGCUUUCACGUCUGAGGGCGAGUCUGACAAGGAGAACGAUGGUCCCGAGUCUUACUCCGACAUGGCUGGCCACUACUACGAUUCGGACAGGCUCACGAUGACCAUGUUCUUCAACCGCACCUACUCCAAGACGGCCAACGUUACCAAGCACAUAUCGCCCCUUCGGAACAGGCUUAUCGACGUGUCUAUCAGUGGCGACGAUGAAGAUGAAGAUUGGGAUGCGGAAAACGAGAACGAGAACGAGAAUGAGAACGAAAACCAGGAGAACCAGAUUCAGAACCGGUCUAACGACUCGCCAAGCUUGUCAUCCAAGGACGUGGACGGGUGCUUGCCGUCGCUGAGCGCGCUGACCCUGGACGACCUCAAGGACGAUAACGCUAAUCUAAUGCGCGCUACGACCUCUCUCAAGACGCCCAGCUCCUCGCCCAGGAAAAGGAAGGGAAGUGCCGCUUCUUGUUCCCAGCGCACCCCAUUGGCGGAUAUCUCGGUUGACGCUACGCCCAUGCCUCCCAAGCUGCCCGCUGUUGCUUUCGAGAAGGCGAACCCGUUUCUCUCGUCUAAGACCGUUGUCCGUCCCAAGACUGCUGCACAACCGCUGCAAGGCUCCCCACUCGUCUCUGUCACCAACAAGAUUGGCCUGUCGUCGGACCGAUCGGUACCCGAAUCACAUGUACAGCUCCCUGGCGAUCAGAGGGCACCCAGUGGCAUAUUAAGCGCGCAAGACCUGACUCCGACUAUCGUUAUUUCCGAGGAGGGCUAUGUGGAGGAUGGCUGUAUCGCGACGUCGAAGUCAUUUGUUGCGCUCCCCUCGCCUCCGCAGGAGCGCACCAAGGCAAAGGAACGCCCCCCUGCCGUGCGAAGCGCAAGUUCUCCGCCUUCGCAGCUCCGCCCGCGUCGCCCAAAUGCGCCGCCUGUCACCAUGAUAGAUCAAGACCCACGUCUCUCCGUCGACCUACAGGCGUCCUUCGACUGGCAGAUGCGGUGCCCCGAAGCAUCGUUUGACCUCAUCAACGACCGCGUCUCAUUCUUUGGCGGCGACUCUUUCUCGUUCGGUGAUAUGGACGCGCACGAGUUCGAUGGGGCGAACGCGGCUGCGGCUGGUGGGCGGCACCAGCAGCAGCAUCAGUCGCAGCAGCAGACUGAGCUAAACAGCAAAGUGGAGUAUCAUGUCCGUGCGAUGAGUCCACGCCUCUCCUACGGCGACUCGCCGAGUGCUGGCGGGGCGUCGCCGUUACACACGAUCAAGGAACAUUGGCAAGAGCUUAGACCCGAGAAAGACCGGCUUGCCAGGCAACGAGCUAGUAGUACAUCGCCUGGCCGUGAACUCAAGGGACGUCACGUCAGCGGUACGGUGCCUGCUAGUCCACUCGCUAAAGCGGCACAGUUGAAGCCCACCACACCUGCGACGACGAAGACGCCCGACUCCCCGUCUGGCGCGCGCAGGAGAUCCUCUACAAUCAUCGGGACCCAGCAGCCGUCUCCCUUAGCCCCAUCUCCCAAGAGUGGUGCGGUCACCAAGGCAACUUCGCCGCCCUCUUCGCUCUCGCGCAGAAGGUCUGCUACCAUCGUUGACGUCGGUGCCCAGCAGCCCACUCCCAGGUCCACAGGGCUUUCUCCCAAGCCCACCGUCUCCCCGGCCGAAAUCCCGCUUCCGAUGUCACCGCCUCCCCGCGCCGAGCUUACUUUCUUCAAGGAGAUGCCUGCGAAGUCCGCUGUUGCGCCUGUGGUCCCCAUCGCACCGGCUCCCGUGCAGGCUCUGCGGAUCGUCAAGCGCACUGCGCCCCUUGCGAACGGUGGUUCUUCCUCCGCCGCUAGCAGCACCGAGGCACUCGUACCGCCCGCGAAAGCCGUAUCUAAGCGCAAGAGCCGCACCUCGCUCGACGUGGCUCCUGCGGCUCCUGCCCAGCCGACGCUCCGCCGCAAGCCUACCCUGCGUGGUGUACAGCGACCUCCGCCUGGCGCCGUGGUCCCACCGGCCCCGGUUGCGAUUGAGUUGGCGCACCACCCCAAGCAGGCGUCGUCUGGGUCGGAAACGGAGGAACACGCCGCUGUGGCGGUGCCGAAAGCCAGCACGAAGAGCCGGCUGACGAGUCUGUCGAUGCUCCGCACCAAGGCUGCUCCCGCUCCAGACACGGUGGCUUCACCGUUGUCCCCCACGCGCAGUGCUACGCCUACGCUUUCACUGCAAUCGAAGGCGAGCGUGCUCAAGGGCACGGCGAGCAGCACGCUUAAACGGAUGGCGUCCAUGUCGGGCUCAGGGCCUGCUGCGACUCCGAAGGUGGCGUCGGGCGCCGCUCCGGCUGCUCCGGCGGUGGCGAGCAAGGGGCUGCAGUCGCGACUAUCUUCUAUAAGGGCGGGCACGGGUAAUGCUAGUGCGUCGGCGCUGCCACGGCCUACGGUUGCGGCUUCGAAACUUCCGGUGCCUGGUGCUGGAAGCACGAAGACUGCUCGUAGUAUUGGGCGUGGCGGGAGCAUCUGGCGCGGGUGAGCGCCUCACCCUUGGCUGGGUGUUCCGGACGGAUCAACAAAGUUUAAAGUCACUUAUCGACAUCAAUUAAGGCUCAAGUUCAAGGUUCAAGCAUCUGUUAUCAAGGUUCAAACGUUCCAAAGUUUAGGCAUCAAGGCAUCAAGGUUACCGUUCAUUGUGCUACGCGUAUACUACUGCACGCUACUAACUGUCUCACAUCGUACAACGUACAAGUGUACGACUCUCAUUGCAAGCAAGCGGAUCCUACAUAUCAUAAGAACGCGAAGAGACGAUUAAACGUUAUCGUUAUCUAGUCCUAUGUCACCAGCUAUCCAGCAAUUGUCCUCAUUCGCUCGCAUCUCGCUGCGCAUCCAUGAUAUGUCCCCUCUCAUUGCCACUACUAUAACUCUUAACUCAUUACCCCCUUUUCCACUGUCCAUCCCCAACCAAUUCUUCAUCCUUAAAUGACUCUCCUACAUACUGGUGCAUUGUCGCGUUGUCUUCGCUGUUGUUGUCGUCACCGCGUAUAUGUCCCUUCCCCCUGCGCUUUUGUACAUAGUCGAUACCACUGGACCAUCAGGCCUCGGAAAUUAGGCUCGUACAUAGCGGUAUUUAACCAAUAAACACUUAUGCAUGUU